UAAAAGCGUGAACACAUUAAAAUGACCCCACAACUCAUCGUGCAACAAUGAAGUCAAUAGUUGUUUUAUUUAUAAUUUUUUACAUAUCUGCAGCUCAAGAAACUGCAAUUCAGGAAUUUACAAACGCAAAUAAUCAAUUCACUUCAUCAGUGUACAAGGAAUUGAGCAAAACUGAAAAUGGCAAUUUCAUGGUAAGUCCUUUCUCCGCUGAAACAAUCCUUGCUUUCGCCCAAUCGGGGUGUAAAGGAGACUCAGCUGAAGAACUGCGCAACAGUUUGCAUCUCCCAAAUGACAAAACCAAAGUCGAAUCGGCCCUAAAAUCACUUUUGCCGAAAAUCAAAGGCAAUGACCUCUACACUCUCCACACGGCCAACAAAAUGUACGUCAAAAAAGACUUUGCGAUCAAAGAAGAGUUCAAAAAAGCUGCAAGUGAAGUAUUUCAAGCCGAUUCGGAAAACAUCGACUUCGUCCAAAACACUGAAGCCGCCAAAACCAUGAAUGGUUGGGUGGAGGAACACACAAAAAGCAAAAUCAAAAAUUUGAUCAAUCCGAAUUUUCUGGACAACCACACGAGAGUGGUUCUGAUAAAUGCGCUAUUUUUCAAAGCAAAUUGGUCAGUUCCGUUCCAAUUAAGUCUGACCCAGAAAGGAAAAUUCUACAAAACAGCGUCCGAUUUUGUAGAGGUCGAUAUGAUGCAACAGUUGGAACAGCACUUCAAUUAUUACGAGUGUCCGCAUUUGAAGGCCCAAUUUUUGGAACUGCCGUUCAAAGGGGGCGAAGCCUCGAUGGUUUUCGUGCUUCCGAACGAAAAAGACGGUCUUGCGAGACUCGAAACUCAAUUGGAAUCUGUUUUUGUGCCUCAACACGAGUUGAAAAGCACAUUUCUAAACGUGGUCUUGCCCAAAUUCCGGAUUGAGAGCGAAAUUGACUUCAAGACUGUUUUAAACAAGUUAGGGGUCAGUAAAGUGUUUGAUGAAAAACAAGCCGAUUUGAGUGGCAUUGCAGGCGAGAAAGGCGAUUUAAUAAUUGAUAAAGUCAUUCAGAAAGAUUUUAUUGAUGUGAGUGAGGAGGGUGUUGAAGCAGCUGCUGCGACUUACGUUUUAAUUGGGGUCCCGUUUUCGGCACCAAUUGAACGACCGAAAUAUUUUCUAGCCGACCAUCCAUUUAUUUUCUACAUCAAGAUUAAGGGUUUAAUAGUGUUUGCAGGAAGGGUGACCGACCCCAAAGUUUGAAAACGUUUUCCGUCCAAAAUUGAUAAAUAAAGACCAACUCUAAUUAG
Molecule: messenger RNA, 1279 nt
Organism: Tribolium castaneum (red flour beetle)
Lineage: Eukaryota; Metazoa; Arthropoda; Insecta; Coleoptera; Tenebrionidae
Product: antichymotrypsin-2
Exons: 3
Coding region: 48-1232 (394 amino acids)
Molecular function (GO): serine-type endopeptidase inhibitor activity
Source: RefSeq, a predicted model, not a curated record